AUGGGGAGGCAUCGUAGCACAGAAAUGUUAUUCUUCCUGGUUCUUCUCUGUGUAUGCAUAUCAAACAUGAGUGGUAUUACCUUUGGCUGCAUCGAAAAAGAGAGACAAGCUCUCCUAAACUUGAAACAAAGCUUUCAAGAUCCUUCACACAAGUUGUCCUCCUGGCAAGGUCAAGAUUGCUGCCAAUGGAAAGGAGUAGCCUGCAAUGAAACCACGGGUCAUGUUGUCAAGCUUCAUCUCAGAUCCUCAUCAAUGGAUUAUCCAUUUUCACCUUAUUCUGAUGAUACUACUCAUCUGCCUGACUUACAAGCUAAUGAGUUGAGCUCUAAUUUGUUGGAGCUGCAACAUCUCAACUACUUGGAUCUCAGCGGAAACAACUUCAGUUAUAGCAAGAUUCCCAACUUCUUUGGCUCAAUGAAGAAUCUAAAGUAUCUAAAUCUGUCUCAUGCAUAUUUGGGUGGAUUGAUUUCUCUUCAAUUUGCAAAUCUUACUAGCUUGCAAGUGCUUGAUCUUCGAGGUCUUUAUGAUGUUAGUACUCGUACUUUCCAGUGGGCUUCAAAUCUUUUGUCUCUCCAAUACCUUGAUAUGAAUUCGGUAAGUUGUUCGAAUGCAUCAGAUUUAAUGCAGUACUUGAUCUUUCGUUCACCUUCUAUGCUACUAGUUCCUCAAUUCCAAUUGGAUCCCUCCUUUUAG
Humulus lupulus (European hop) is the source of this 693-nucleotide messenger RNA. Its product is annotated as receptor-like protein EIX1. The transcript has 2 exons. Bases 1 to 693 code for a protein of 230 amino acids. The record is from RefSeq and is a predicted model, not a curated record. NCBI's taxonomy places the organism in Eukaryota, Viridiplantae, Streptophyta, Magnoliopsida, Rosales, Cannabaceae. Gene Ontology annotation, molecular function: protein binding.